Caenorhabditis bovis is the source of this 438-nucleotide messenger RNA. Lineage: Eukaryota; Metazoa; Nematoda; Chromadorea; Rhabditida; Rhabditidae. The record is from the annotation of a GenBank genome assembly.
AUGUCGCUCUAUCCAUUCUUCGCACCACGACCAGCCUUCUCGCCAUUCCGCGAACUCAUGCGAGAAGUGUCGGAUCUCGAACGCCAAAUCGAGCCGCUCUUCAAUGAGAUGACUCAAAACGAGGUGCUCAGGUGUGACAACGAAAAGUUCUUCAUGGAUUUGUCAGUGUCCGACUACAAACCCGAAGAGCUUAAAAUCGAUCUUGAUGGCCGCAAAUUGAAGAUCGAAGGAAAUCAGAAGGUUGAAAAUGAGCAUGGAUUUUCAAAGAGGUCAUUCUCGAGAAUCGUGCUCCUUCCGAAGGACGCUGACCUCAAGGCGAUCAAGUCGAAUCUCACCGAAGACGGCCAUCUGACCAUCGAGGCGCCGAGAGUUCCACAGGAGAAUGCGCGAAGUAUUCCGAUCAACGUGAAUCCGGCGAUCAAGGACAAACAAAAAUAA